Monopterus albus (swamp eel) is the source of this 4952-nucleotide messenger RNA. RefSeq names its product DIRAS family, GTP-binding RAS-like 1b (gene diras1b). Gene Ontology annotation, cellular component: membrane. The transcript is spliced from 3 exons. The coding region runs from base 560 to 1156 and encodes 198 amino acids. Gene Ontology annotation, biological process: signal transduction. NCBI's taxonomy places the organism in Eukaryota, Metazoa, Chordata, Actinopteri, Synbranchiformes, Synbranchidae. Gene Ontology annotation, molecular function: GTPase activity; GTP binding. The record is from RefSeq and is a predicted model, not a curated record.
UGCCAAUGCUAUUUGCUAAUGGAGUUUGGCUGCACUGCCACAGAUGCAUUUAUAUUACACCAUUAAUUCAUUAAGGAGCUGCAGUCCUCUCAUUUCAAAUACACCAAGAGAAGAGGAGGAGGAAAGGGAGAGCGACAGCUUGCAUUUGGGAAGAGUGUCAUUAAUCUCAGAGGCCUGGUGUCUAGGACAAAUGGUGAAGGAGCAGAAGUGCCGCGUGUGUGUCGUUGUGCACCUGUGUGUAGUUAUAGCUGCUGGCAAAGGGAGGGAGACAGCUAAAUUUAGUUCAGAUGAAAAAAAGGGUGGGAGCAAAGGAGGGUUUUGAUGAGGAGGAUCACUGUCGCAGAGCUGAAAUCCCCGUCUAGAAAACCAGCCGGCACCAAGCGAGGCAGGAUGACAGACUGACAGGUCCUAGACAGACAAUCCCCACCGAUCAAAGCCACAGCGUCCUUAGCUUAUUUAUCAAACAGCAUGGACACCUAGGGAGCGAGAGAGCAGGAGACAGGAGAGACAGCAAGAGGAAGCUCAGGUGUAACACUGUCUUAAGCGUGAGGGGGCCAGAAUGCCAGAGCAGAGCAACGACUAUCGUGUGGUGGUGUUUGGGGCAGGGGGAGUGGGGAAGAGCUCCCUGGUCUUGCGCUUUGUGAAGGGCACCUUCAGGGACACCUACAUCCCCACAGUGGAGGACACCUACCGCCAGGUGAUCAGCUGCGAUAAGAGCGUGUGCACCCUUCAGAUUACUGACACCACGGGGAGCCACCAGUUCCCAGCCAUGCAGCGUCUGUCCAUUUCCAAAGGCCACGCCUUCAUCCUGGUCUACUCUAUCACGAGCAAACAGUCUCUGGAGGAGCUCAAACCCAUUUACCAACAGGUCCUGGCCAUAAAAGGCAACGUUGAGGCUAUUCCCAUUAUGCUUGUGGGCAACAAGAGCGACGAGACCCAGCGGGAGGUGGAGACCAAGGAUGGGGAGGCCCAGGCCAACCAGUGGAAGUGCGCCUUCAUGGAGACUUCGGCCAAGACCAACCACAAUGUAACUGAGCUCUUCCAGGAGCUCCUCAACCUGGACAAGAAGAGGAACAUGAGCCUCAACAUCGAUGGCAAACGCUCGGGGAAGCAGUCCCGCGCUGAGAGACUGAAGGGCAAAUGCAGUGUGAUGUAAAUUCAGGAGAGAAGGAGAAGUUAGAUGAAGGUAAGAGAGGGAGGAGUAAAUAAGGGAAAACAGAGGUAAAGAAGGAAGAGAUGACAGAAGAAAUACUAAAUGUAUAAUUCAGAGCAAAACAUCUGGAAAAACAACAGAAAUCUCAUCAUCCACAUCUUCCUCUGUUUGACUGGUCCAUUCAUAAACACAUCUUACAUACAAGAAACAUCCAGGAUACAUCUAUGUACAUUCUGCUAAAAAGGAGAAGAGUGAGAGGCAAAUUAAAAAAGAAACGUGUCACACAUGAAAACCUGUGGAUGUCAGCCAUAGUCAGAAGCAGUGUGGGUGUGGACUCUUGCAUCGUCCAAGUGCCAACAAACCUGACUGGGGAGCUCAUCAAAACCUUCAAUAACGACUCCAGACUGGAACACUCUUCGAAUAAGACCUAAACAAAACAUUGUGUCACCCCGCUACACUCAUGUCUCGUUCCCUGCUCAGCUGUUAUUAUCCCAGCACCAUCAUCCUUUGCAUAUCCCAUAUUAUAACAACUGUAGAGAAACAGUAAUGUAUAUGUAACAAAGUCAACAAGUUAUUUAGCUCACUCUUCUGUUAGAAACACUAUUUUAAGAGGCGUCCAUCAUGCUAGUAAGCACAGAACUCAAAAAGACUGAGACUGCUAGCAUGAAUGACAGCAGCAAAACAUACAACCCAGCUACAUCCCAGAGUCACGUCUGAGGACUCUGACGUAUACAAGCAUGGGAUAUUUAAAUACGUUCCAUCUAGUCCACCCAUGCCCUGCCCAACUAGUGUCAGUCAGAGAAAUUGGAUGAAGAUUGAAGCAUUAUGGUGAAAAAUUUGUGUUGACGGGAGAAAAGAAUCCAUCUUCUCAUCCUAAUCAUUCCGGGAAAGAAAAACCAGGCCCUUCUUCACCUUUAUCAGCAGCUCAAGUGCAAAUCAUUUAAAUGUUCUCAUCUGAAGCGGAGAACCAUCCAGUGACAGAGCAUGCGCACAUGCUACUGAUAUCAUGCAACAAUCCUUUUAAGACUCUCAUCUAGCAUAGAAUAACUGGACUGGAAAAGAAGCUGGACUCAUCAAAAUAUGAAACAGAAAAACAAAUCUGCCUUGCUGAUAAUAAGCCUGAAUAAUCAUUGCCAAGCUGGGAAGGUGAAAGCAAACUGGGAUGAUUUUUGGUUCUGAGGUCAGGAAUGUCAGUUUGCAUUGGCACUUUUCAUGUGAAAGUUUCUCUUUUUUGCCUUUUUUCUUGUUUGUUUGCUUCUAGAAGCUGUUUAAAUUUGUGUAAAGUAAAAAAGAAAACUUAAAAGCACACAGAGGGAACAAUACAAUAACAAUAAGGGAUGGAUAUAAGAUUUCUCCUUGCAGAUUAUUCAGUGCAACCUGAAUUUGGUGAUUCUGUUUCCUCUUUGGUUGGUUUGGUUACAUUCUCAUACACUCAUCCAGGCAUUUGUAAGCAGGAAACAGAAUGAGUCACACACACACACACACACACACACACACAUACACUCAGCAUGUGCAAAGACGCAUUCAUGCAAUUGUCUAAACAACACACACACACACACAGCUGUGGUCAUCAGUCUGACUAACAGCUGUUAAUGAUGACAUACAGGGCUCGCUCAGCCUGAAUGCCCUCAUGUUGCACUUUAUGACAGACACACACACACACACACACACCUUUAUUUUGCCAUAUUUUGCCAACAUUAAGUAUUAAUGAUCUUCGCUUAGAGCCAUUGCUCUAUGUCCAAAGUGCAUACAGUAUACACACCCUUAUGUCACACAGGAGCUCUGAAUAUUGUACACAGUGUACACAGGACAGCCAAAAGCACAAUACUUUUUUACCAACAUAUCUAUUUGUACAUUUCUUUGUUUCUCUGUUGUAUAUGUUUUUUUCUUUUUUGUGUGAUUUCCAUCUUUAACAUUUAUUCUUUAGUCCUGAACACGAAGGAACAAUCUCAUCAUGACUGUAGGUACAGCUGUGCUCAGUCUUGGUGUAGAUAGUUUAUUUGUCUGGUACACGGUACCUUGAGUUUGUGGUUCUGCUGAACAGCAGGGUAUCAUGGUAUGACAAUUUAGCUGUGUGCAAAUAUGAUGUGACCUCCACAGGAUCACAGGUUAUAGGACACAAAGGAAGUUCAGAUUACUUGUAUACUUUUCUCCAUCUCAGGUGGUUUUAACAACGAUUUGGGUGGAGGAAAAUCUGCUCCUGUACUGUUAAACCCAAAGAUACAGAUGAUCCCCCUUUCACCUGUGUGUCCACCUCUCUGGUAACAAACAGAAAAAAAUUAAGGAAAAGCACAGCAACUGUUCUCAUCUGUCUCCUUUUCUAUUUGUACGUGUGCAGCAGAAUCAACAACUGGGCACUUUAGGGUGACAUUUUACUUGAAGACUUGCUUAUUAAUCAAUAAUGCCUCAUUUAUAAGCACCAUGUAAAAUGUCCCUCCUGCAGUAUUCACACCGCCAGACUCACAUAAAACUAUUUCAGAUGUUUAGUUAUUGUAAAUAAACAUAUGAUAGUACAAUGACAUGUUUAUAGGAACUUCAAGUAAGAUGUUACCCAUGUAAAGAAAAAAGCGUAUCCACUGUCUUUCUGGGAAAAGAGUCCUUUGUAACGAGAAAUGUUGUGACAGUAGGAGGUUCUGUGUUACUACGUGCUGUAAUAUACAACUUAAUAAUGAUGCUCAUGAUAUAUUGUAUUUGACACGUCCACUCUCAUCUAUCAAUCAGCUAAAACUAGCAAAAUGUGAAUAUGUAACUAAAGGGCCCUCUGGCCUCCAUGACUUUUAUUUCGAAACUGGAAUGGAUCCAUUGUUAUCAAUGUGUUGUACUUUGCACUAACGUGAGGUCCUCUGAAACCGCAUUGUAAAUCUACCCUUUACCUGUUAGAUGCCAGGGAUGCUCAACUGUACUUUUAUUUUUCUUUUUUUUCCCCAUCAGUUUAUAUUUCAAAAAUAAUACGUGUGAAACAGAUCUGGGUUAAGUUGUAUUUAUAAUAGUUUGUCUUAGCAUGGUUUUGCUUGUUAAGAUGCCAGAUGGCUGGAGUACAACCUACCUAAUGUGUCCAUCUGAAGCACUAAAGCUAAAAGCGAAAGCUCGAAAUGACCUGUGACGACUAUCAGAGGCAGCUCUGGUCUGAUCUGAUGUGUAGCUACAGGCAGCAGUGUUGUACGCUCUGCAUAAAUAUCAGCUUGACACACACAUGUGGUUGCUUCACUGAAAUGCCAGAUUGCGAGUGCAUGUUUGUGCAAUCUGUUGUUCUGCUGACGUCUACAGGACAUGACGCCGGUGUUCAUGUUCCUGCAUGGAAUAUGAUACAGCAGGCAGGAAAAACAAUGAGGCAGUAUGGACAACAAGCUGGAGAGAGGGAGGGAGCUGUGCUAUUAAUAGAAACAGUGUGAAAAUAUGGAGUGCAACUUCAACUAUGGCCUACAUGGUACUCAAAUGUGCUUGUGGAAACACGGUGAGAGAAGGUGGUGUAUGUGAGCGUCCGUUGGGUUUUUGUGCUCUGUGAGUUAAAUGCUGGCAUGAAUCAGGAUAGAUACCUCUAACCCCAUCCUCCUAUGGGAUGUCUAAUCUUACUCAUCAGUGAAGCACAUUCACUGCUGCCCUGUGUGUGCAUCCAUAUAUGUGCGCAAUCAGCCACCUAUUUGCAUUCCUUCAGUCAGGCCUGUAAGAGUGUGUGCAUGUUUGUGUGCUGCUGUUGUGCCAUCUGAUGAAGUGUCUGUCAAGAUAUUUGAAGCUUUCCUGCGGAGAAUGCCUACACAUUCUGCAUGAGUCAUCCUGCACUGCUCAAUACACAAACACG